UUAUUUAUUUAUUUAUUUUAUUGAAUAGCUGUUCAUAAUUUAGGUAUAGCGGUCCGUGCUAAUCACUUGUGUAUGUCAUGUGUGUGUAGUUAUGCGACGAGAGGAGAUGUUGGCCUUGAACAAAGCAGAUUCUCUGUUUUUCUCCUCCAUGUGCAUCAUCUUUAUGGUUGGCGACAGCGGUGACCGCUCUCCGUCUCUCGCACAUUAACAUUCGACAAUUACAUACUGCACCACAUUCCUCUCAUUUUCAAAGCAAAAUGCGAGAUAUGAGCCUAAAAUUCAAUUGUGACAGAAAUGAAAGUCACUGUUGCUCGUUGGAACAGGCUCAGUUCAUUCCGCAAUAAAAUUUUAGUAAAUCUACUCUGCAUACCCCUCCCGACCGAGAAUGCAAUUAAAGCAGUCAUAGUAACUGCAGCUUUUGUAAAUACAGACUAUCUGGGGCAUUAUAAUGUAAGUGUGUCCAUUGCCCAGUCAACGAUAAUGAUGUGAUGUUUUUCUGUCGGCUUUUGAUACAGCAGACUGGAACAAGCUAAAUCUGGUUGGCCGGGCGACUACGCUGUUCAUUCAGACUCACGUUUCCCAAUAUAAACCGAAGGAAAAUGGUUUUCUGUGCCUGCGCGUUUAAGUAUGUUUUCCAAAAACGAGAUGGUAAUGAUAGCCUCUGUGUCUCUGAUCUUAGUCGUGUAGGCCACCUACACACAGCCUGUAGGCUAUGUGUAAGAAGGAAACGGAUUGCUAAUAGACGCAGACAGUAAUUGUGUCAGUGUUUUCCCAGGUUGGGUCAGCGAGGCAGCCAGGUGGCUGAUUUAGGCAAUUACCAGGAUGAGGUAGUGCUCGAAAGAAGGUACUACUUUAAUACCGAAACACUUCCCCCCUACAAAACGUCCAGUAUUGUUCUUGAAUGGGCACAAUGCCUGGAACUGGGAGCUCAACCAACCUUGUAAGGUGUGAGCAGCCCUGAACACCGCAGCACCAGCGCAGCGCGGACCCGGAGGGAGAGGGAGACAGAGGCCAGAGAGCGCGUCGCCGCCGCCGCCGCCGCCGCCGCCGCCGCCGCCGCCGCCGCCUUCCCGUCCCAGAGCAGCGCGCCGCCGCCGGCAUGUCCAGCCCCAGCAGCAGCCCGGAGAGGGAGGGCGCCGGGGAGCGCCUGGAGUGCCCCGCCUCGCCCACCGGCCUGGAGGCGGACCCCCCGUCCGUGGGCAGCCCCGUCCUCAGCCCGGACUCCUCCUGCCACGACGCCGCCCUCUCGGCCCCGGCCGCCUCCCCAGCCGACUCUGAGAACCUCAGCCCCGACGAGCUGGAGCUGCUGGCCAAGCUGGAGGAGCAGAACAGGCUGCUGGAGGCCGACUCCAAGUCCAUGCGCUCCAUGAGCGGCUCCCGGCGAAACUCGGGCUCCUCGCUGGUGUCCAGCUCCUCCGCCUCCUCCAACCUCAGCCACCUGGAGGAGGACACCUGGAUCCUGUGGGGCCGCAUCGUCAAUGAGUGGGAGGAGUGGAGGCGCAAGAAGGACAAGCUGCUCAAGGAGCUGAUCAGGAAGGGGAUCCCCCAUCACUUCCGGGCCAUAGUGUGGCAGCUGCUGGGGAAGGCCACGGACAUGCCGGUGAAGAACCAGUACUCGGAGCUGCUGAAGAUGUCCUCGCCCUGCGAGAAGCUGAUUCGCCGCGACAUCGCCCGCACCUACCCCGAGCACGACUUCUUCAAGGGCCAGGACAGCCUGGGCCAGGAGGUGCUCUUCAACGUCAUGAAGGCGUACUCCCUGGUGGACCGGGAGGUGGGGUACUGUCAGGGCAGCGCCUUCAUCGUUGGCCUGCUGCUCAUGCAGAUGCCGGAGGAGGAGGCCUUCUGCGUGUUUGUGCGUCUGAUGCAGGAGUACCGUCUGAGGGAGCUGUUCAAGCCCAGCAUGGCAGAGCUGGGCCUCUGCAUCUACCAGUUUGAGUACCUGCUGCAGGAGCAGCUGCCGGAGCUGAACGUGCAUUUCCGCUCGCAGAGUUUCCACACCUCCAUGUACGCCUCCUCCUGGUUUCUCACGCUCUUCCUCACCUUCCUGCCGCUGCCCGUGGCCACGCGAAUCUUCGACAUCUUCAUGUACGAGGGCCUGGAGAUCAUAUUCCGAGUGGGCAUGGCCAUCCUGCAGUACAACCAGACCGACCUCAUCCAGCUGGACAUGGAGGGCAUGUCCCAGCACUUCCAGAAGGUCAUCCCGCACCAGUUUGACAGCUGCCCAGACAAGCUCAUCCUGAGGGCGUACCAGGUCAAAUACAACCCAAAGAGGAUGAAGAAGCUGGAGAAGGAGUACACCACAAUCAAGAACAAGGAGAUGGAGGAGCAGAUCGAGAUCAAGAGGCUGCGGACUGAGAACAGACUGCUGAAGCAGAGGAUAGAGACUCUGGAGAAGGAGAGCGCUGCUCUGGCAGACAGACUGAUCCAGGGUCAGGUGACGCGGGCCCUGGAGGCGGAGCAGAACUACGUGAUCAAGCGGGAGCUGGCGGUGGUGCGUCAGCAGUUCAGCACGGCCAGCGAGAACCUGGAGCGGGCGCAGGACACCAUCCAGGAGCUGCAGCAGCACAAGUACACAGAACAGUUUGUGAAUGGCCUGCAGGCGCAGCUGGAGCAGUCUAAGCUGCAAGAGGCGGAACUGCUGGGUGCUCUGAAGGAGAUGCAGGACAAAGUGUUGGACCUGGAGAGGAGGAACAGCUCCCUGCCAGAUGAGACUAACGUGGCCCAGCUUCAGGAGGAGCUGAAGCUGGUGAAGCUGAGAGAGCUGGAGACGCUGCAGUCCUUCCGAGAGAUGCAGGACGCUGUGGCAGACCUCAACCAGCGCUGGCAGAACCACAUGUCCCGGGGGGGCGGGGGCGGGCACUGGAAGGAGUCGCCCAAGAAGAACGCCCUGAACGAGCUGCAGGACAAGCUGAUGGGCGUGCGCCUGCGGGAGGCCCAGGCCCAGGCCGAGCUGCGGGAGAUGAAGCUGAAGACCCUGCAGCUGGAGAGCCAGAACCAGAUCCACAGCAAGCUGGUGAGCCGGCAGGAGCAGGAGAGCGCCGCCCUGCAGGACAAAGUGCAGUACCUCGCUGCGCAGAACAAGGGGCUUCAGGGCCAGCUGAGCGAGAUGAAGAGGAGGCAGGCGGAGUCCGACUGCAAGAGCAAGGAGGAGGUGAUGGCCGUGCGACUGCGCGAGGCGGACAGCAUGGCCGCUGUGGCGGAGCUGCGGCAGAGAAUCGCAGAGCUGGAGAUACAGAAGGAGGAGAGGCGGAUUCAGGGCCAGCUGAACCACUCAGACUCCGCCCAGUACAUCACCCGGCUGAAGGAGCACAUCGCCGAGCUGAAGAACGAGAUCAGGCAGCUGCGUGGUCACCCCACCAGGUUCCAGACACCAGGAAGUGGGGGCUUCCAGGACCUGCGUUUGACCGGCCCUGCCUCGGGGGAGGCUGAUUACCUCAGCUCGGACGACGACCUGCUGCCCAGCCCCCUCCCUGCCACGGGCCUGUACCACGCCCUGCAGGGCCCGCACCACCCCUCCCCGCGGCUGGACAGCGAGGGCAGCUCCGACAGCGACGGGGAGGGGGACGGGGACGGGGACGGGGAGGGGGAGGAGAGGGGCGACGACGCGGACUCCCAAACCCCUACGCAGCUCUACGCCAGCAUGGUGUGUGCAGAGGCCCUGGAGAACUGAGCAAUCUGAGAGAUACUGCUGACUCAAAAACGCGCGCACACACACACACACACUCACACACACGCACACACAGUUGCACACGUACACACACAGACGCAUACAUACACACUCACACACGCACAUGCGCACACACACACACACACACAUACACACACACACGCACACACUCACACACACACACACACACACACACAUAUGCACACACACACAGGUACACAUGUACACACACACAUACACACAGACGCAUACAUACACACUCACACACACACACACAAACACAUGCACACACACACACUCACACACACACCCCGCUGCACUGCUCCCUCCUUCCUCCCCCUCCCUCUCAUCCCCUCAUCGUCUCCAUUCUGUGUCUCACAAGCGGGCGUCGUGUUGGGACGUCUGGAGGGGUGUCUCCUCUGAGCAUCUGCAGCGUGGGGAGGGCGGGGUCGCUCGCCGUCCCUCGCCCUCUGAACAGACUGAGUGUCCCAGAGUGAACGAGGCCGGGCACUGGAGCGGCAGCGGGGGGGGGGGGGAGAGCUGUGGGUUUCCCGGCUCGCAGGCCCCCGCCCCCCCACCCCCGGCCUGGCCCUGAGAAAGAGCUGACCGCUCAGCUCCUUCAGACUACCUUUGAAACCACGCGGGGGGAAAAAAACCUGUUGAUCAGAAAACAGAGCUGGAAGUGAAACCUCUCUCAUUUAGGGAAAACUUUUUGCCACUUCCCCCGGUCGUCCGGUCGCCCCCCGCUCUCCGGGUACCGCGAGAGAAAUCUCCGGGACUGUUUUUCGAAAGCCGUACCUUCGUUCGUGCCGGGGCGGUAGUGAUCUUCCACCUCCAGCAUGUCUGUUGUGCGCACUGUUCCACUGCCAGGUCAGCGCUAACACGCGGUGUUUCUCUUCACCCUUUAUCUGUGUUUCUCUUCACCCUUUAUCUGUGUUUCUCUUCACCCUUAUCUGUGUUUCUCUUCACCCUUUAUCUGUGUUUCUCUUCACCCUUAUCUGUGUUUCUCUUCACCCUUUAUCUGUGUUUCUCUUCACCCUUUAUCUGUGUUUCUCUUCACCCUUAUCUGUGUUUCUAUUCACCCUUUAUCUGUGUUUCUCUUCACCCUUUAUCUGUGCUCGGUGGCUACGGAGAGCAGGUCUGUGGCCUCACCCUCUUGUCAUCCUUCCCUCCUAGCAGUUGGGAUCUUUGGCUAACAUUUCAGCCCCAAAAUUCCCAUGGUUCAUAGUAACAGUAACUCCCUUUCUCUUUCUAUCUCACACUCUCUCUCCCUCUCUGUUACUCUUUCUUUUUAUAUCUCACUCUCUCUCUCCCUCUCUAUUACUCUUUCUCUUUAUAUCUAACGCUCUCUCUCCCUCUCUAUUACUCUUUCUCUUUAUAUCUCACUCUCUCUCUCCCUCUCUGUUACUCUUUCUCUUUAAAUCUCACUCUCUCUCUCCCUCUCUGUUACUCUUUCUCUUUAUAUCUCACUCUCUUUCUCUCUCUUUAUUACUCCUUCUCUUUCUUAAACUAAACUUAACUGGCUGUGAUGACACCCCCGUCCAGUGUUGCCUUUGGAAACGCUCGCCCCUGAACACUGUGCUGGAUGCUGAUGCUCUCUGUGGAAACAGCUACACGUGAGCGUUAAGGGGGAAGGUUAGGUAUGAAAGGCACUGUGAGGCAGAGCGAAGUAUGGCCUCUUACAUGUACUAUAACAGGCAUCGCAAGAAGCUACACGUAGAUUCUUAAGUAACAGUAUACCUUACCAUAUCUGUAUUUGUGUGUCUUUAUGCCUUAAAGUGGUAGGCAAACCAAUUUGAGUUUCGCACUUGUAAAGUAAAGCAUUUGGACUUCAGACAAACACAAAAUCUCGACAUUGCCAAAUCAAAUUUUUAAGGAAAUUAUGUUACCUGUCCUUAUUUAUUUUGAUAUUUUUAUUUUUAUAUUUCUAUAUAAGCAUUACACAUAUAAAUAUCUUUCAAAUCUUUUUAUUUUAUUUUAUUUUUAUUUUGGUUUCCUCAGUCUUCUGUGCCAACUUGAAUCUGGGGGCUGAUCCCACUGGAUUGUCGAAGCGAGUGAACAGUGCGCUGCUCUGAUAUCUGUGUUAUUUAUUAUUUUGUAUUUAACGUGCGGGCGGCCCCUCCCGCCAUCCCUUUCCCCAGUGUGGUUUCAUCAAUGUGAAAACUGUGAAAGAUCAACACUUUUAUUUACCCAGAGUCUGUCUGGCCCAGGUCACGUCCCGACCCUCCCACUGUGAACCUCAGGUCCUCGCCGAGAGGUCAGAGGUCAUAGUGCGAUAACGCCGCGCUCGAGUCUUCGCCCCAGCGCUGCCGGACUGUGUCCAAGCGUACGCAGACACACACACGCGCGUGUGUGUGGGUUACAGAAAGCAGCUCUGAGUGACGUGUGGAACAAACAUGUUGGUUUCAGACCUCCUUAUUGCCGUGGAAACCGAUCCUGUUCCUGGAAGAUCUACCGCCUCGUAGGUUUUAGUUUCUACCCUGAUUCGGCACGCCCGGCUCGACCGAUUAGCAGCUCAACAAGAUCUCUGGCUCUCGCAUGAAGUUCGCUCUUGUUUGGGCUGGAGUGAAAACCUACAGGACGGUAGAUCUCCGGGAACAGGGUUGGUUACCACUGCUUUAGAGAAACUGUAAAGUAUGGAAGGACACACUGAAGGAAAAUCAACGUGUCGCUGGCUGAUUUUUAAUCCAGAGGGCUGAAACCAGGUUCACACUGUCUUCUCACCACUUUGCUGUUUCUGUGUCUGUUUUACACACAGUAGAUAAUGCUUACGGUAUGUUGAUAAGGGUACUGUAUUACAAUUAUGUCAAUGCCUCUUACUGUUGGAAUUCUGUCUGUCUAUGACAUCACUUCCUGGCGGAGCGUUCUGUGUUUGAUUACAGUUGAGAAGAAAAAUUGAGAUGUUCUGUUUCAAAUGUUGCUCAAAUGUACACCCGACCCAAAUCCUAUUCUGUGAAUAUAUAUCCCUAAUGUCUGAUCAGCACCCUACUUCUGAGCUACUGCCCCAUAUACUGAGGCAUUAGCAGUGUUCUUAGGUCACAGGAUGUCACUACAUUUUUAAGGGUGUCAGAUAACGGCAUAUCUGUGUGUCUGUCUGUACAUACGUCUGUUAAGAUAACCAGAUACAGAAACUAAAUGUGCACAUGUGUAAGAGUGUUCACUGUACAUUCUCUGCGGCUUGGCGUUUUGCAUUACAGAACUGUGGCGGGUGAAAGCUUCAGAUUAUGUCUUUACGUACUUUAGGUUGUAGGGAGUGACUGUGCCAUAGUAUGCCUUUACUGAAGAACCUGAAAUCUUUUGCAAAAUCAGCUUUAUUUCACCCGAGUUGUACAUUAGAAAUUAUACUCAAAAUAUACAUAACUCAACAUGCAAUUGACCUUUACAUAUAACUGGAGCAAAUAUUUAGAGAUAUAUGUUAUAACGAAUCUAUAGAAGCUGAAGUAUUAUAUGGAUAAUAUAACAGUAUUGUGGAAACAAUUCACAUUAGUAGUAUUAUAUAAUGAAUAUGUUAUUACGGUUCUUCUGUAUGGGCUAGUUUUACUGAGUUGCAGCGGUGUGUAGUGGUUGAACAACCUUUUGAUGCCCCGGUUGAACUGGCCUGAGGUUCAGAAGCGCUACAGUGUCAGGUUCAGAAGCAGAAGAAAGAGUCUGGUAGGAUGUCCGUUUCUGUUCAGCCCAGUUCAGGAGGUCCACGCCAGCCAGCUUUGGGAUGAGUCUGACGGCUGACUGACCUUUAUAUAACUCUGAGGGCUCUCCGAAUGCCCUUGCGUCUCAUACACCGUGCACGACGUGUUGCCAAAAUGUAAACUUUGGAGAUUGUUUUUACACCGAAAAAAGCGACAGAGAGCAGCGGGAGUUCCACAUUUGCGACGUGAGCAAAGAAGAGGUGCUAGAGGCCACAGGUCUUUCAAAAUGAAAACCUCCUCCUACGUACUCGCCAGAUUAUAAAGUACUGUACGUCUGAACUGUUUUCUGCUGGCGAUUUUCAUGUGAACGGUACAAUAAAAGCACGCUUCGUUCACACAAAAAAACAAAGGCCUUCUGAACGUGGUUCCUGUGCCCCGCCAUCCGCAGUCGUGUGGCAACCACCUCCUCGCCCUGCUGGGUUCCUGUCUCCUCGAUAAAGACGCGCAGGGGUGCGACUUUAAAUCUGCUCAAAGCAGGCCCUGACUUUUCCUGAGACGGCAGGUAGAAAGGUGUGCGUGGGUCGACAGCCAGUGUAAAAGGCCAUUAGGGUGAAAGGAUAUGUGACCGCGCAGUGAUGUCGAUAUCACAGCUAAUCGUUUGACUCUUGCUGUUCUUGGUGCCAUUAGAGAACGCCGCGUGGCUCUUGGUCUGGUGGCCGGAUGAAAAUGGAAGUGUGGUAACCAAGAAUAAAAAAAGAAAAAAAUGUAUUAAUUGUGACCUGUCACGAAUGGUCAUGUAUUCCUUACUUCCUCGCUGCAAAAAGGAUAUGAAUCAAUCUGCAUAUUUUUCAGCAGGAAAACAAAAAAAAAUCAGCUCUUGGGCCUGUUCUUACAGACGGAAAUAGCGCAUUUUAGUGGGGUAGAUUUAAUGCGCCAUCAAAGGGGUUUCACCAAAAUUACUGCUAAAAUAAGAUUAAUUGCAGGCAGUUUUACUUUGCUUUAAAAGUGAAAACCUUUUUU
Molecule: messenger RNA, 8313 nt
Organism: Anguilla rostrata (American eel)
Lineage: Eukaryota; Metazoa; Chordata; Actinopteri; Anguilliformes; Anguillidae
Gene: evi5l
Product: ecotropic viral integration site 5 like
Exons: 20
Coding region: 1100-3670 (856 amino acids)
Source: RefSeq, a predicted model, not a curated record